Phascolarctos cinereus (koala) is the source of this 507-nucleotide messenger RNA. Its product is annotated as keratin, high-sulfur matrix protein, B2C-like. Gene Ontology annotation, cellular component: keratin filament. NCBI's taxonomy places the organism in Eukaryota, Metazoa, Chordata, Mammalia, Diprotodontia, Phascolarctidae. The record is from RefSeq and is a predicted model, not a curated record.
AUGGCCUGCUGUAACACCUGCUCCACCAGCUUCUGUGGCUUCCCCAGCUGCUCUACUCGGGGGAACUGUGGGUCUAGCUGCUGCCAAGACAGCUGUGGGACCAGCUGCUGCCAACAGGGAGGCUGUGGGACCGGCUGUGGGACCAGCUGCUGCCAACAGGGAGGCUGCGGCGUUGGCUCUGGGAUCGGCUCUGGGAUCGGUUCUGGGAUCAGCUCCAGGAUCGGCUGUGGAUCCAACUGUGAGACCACCUGCAGGACCAGGUGUUACAUUCCCAAGUGCUGUGGAGGCGAGAGCUGCCGCACCAGGUGGUGCCGCCCAGACUGCAGGGUUGAGGGUACUUGCCUGCCACCUUGCUGUGUGGUUAGCUGCACUUCUCCAUCUUGCUGCCAGCUCCACCACACCCAGGCUUCUUGCUGCCGCCCAUCCUACUGUGGCCAGUCUUGCUGCCUUCCAGCCUGCUGCUGCUACUGCUGUAAGCCCACUACCUGCUGUGAGCCUACCUGUUAA